AUGAUUGUCCAUCCAGAUAUGUUGAAGACCGCUCCUACGGCAUCCACCUCGGUCGCUCCCAUCCCCACCGUCAUCCCAACUCCUCCUAUCUUCGUUGAGGCUGGUGAUGUCGGCAAGAGGACUCUGUGGGUGGUGGUCGUGCUGAUGGCCCUGUCUUCCCUUGCCUUCUAUGGCAUGGCUUUCCGGGUCCCGGUGCAAAAACGCCUCUUCCACAUCCUGACCUCGUUCAUUACGACUAUUGCCUUCCUGUCCUACUUUGCUAUGGCCACCGGUGAUGGCACCUCAUGGGUCUCGUACACUGUGACAGAACACCACAAGAAAGUCCCAAACACCCAUCAGGAAUACCGUCGUGAUGUCUAUUGGGCGAGAUAUGUUGACUGGAGCAUCACAACCCCUCUCCUGCUUCUCGACCUCGCCCUUCUUGCGGGCCUCAGCGGCGCCAAUAUUCUGGUUGCCAUCUUUGCUGAUGUCGUUAUGGUGCUUGCGGGACUUUUCGCAGCCUUUGGCCAGGCCCAUGACAGCCAAAAAUGGGGCUGGUUCGCUUGGGCCUGCAUUGCCUUCCUCGUGAUUGUUUAUCAACUUGCUGCUAAUGGUCGUGAGGCUGUUGCCAGCAAGGACAGCAAGACCAAGGCGUUCUAUGCUUCCAUUGCCGGUUACACCCUCAUUGUGUGGCUACUCUAUCCAAUCAUCUGGGGUCUUGCGGAAGGAGGCCACGUCAUUGAUGUCGACUCCGAGAUCAUUGCUUACGCAGUCCUCGACAUUCUUGCGAAGCCGGUCUUUGGUUUCUGGCUUCUGUUUACCCACGACAGCAUGUCAAGCACCUCCCCGUCCCUCGAAGGAUUCUGGUCUCAAGGCUUUGGCAGCCAAGGCACUCUCCGAGUUGGUGACGACAGUGAAGCUUAA
Fonsecaea erecta is the source of this 903-nucleotide messenger RNA. RefSeq lists its product as hypothetical. The transcript is spliced from 6 exons. Gene Ontology annotation, biological process: monoatomic ion transport. Gene Ontology annotation, molecular function: monoatomic ion channel activity. Gene Ontology annotation, cellular component: endoplasmic reticulum; plasma membrane. Lineage: Eukaryota; Fungi; Ascomycota; Eurotiomycetes; Chaetothyriales; Herpotrichiellaceae. The coding region runs from base 1 to 903 and encodes 300 amino acids. The record is from RefSeq and is a predicted model, not a curated record.